UCUCUAAGGGCACUGAAGAAGGCAGAGGUCCUCAGAGCCUUGAAUGCCAACCAGAUCUGGGGAAGCCAGGAGUAUCAAGGAAAAACUGACAAGGACUCUGAGACCCGUGCUUCCUGAAGCACUUCUGUCCCUGCGGGAAGAGGAAGAUGGCUCUGAAAAGCAUGUGGCUGGUUUUUCUGAUGAGCUAUGUAGUCAGCACUGAAGUCGUGGAUGCCAUUGUCCUGAGACCUAGCUGUGCUACCGGGUGGUUUUACCACAGGUCGUAUUGCUACGGAUACUUCCGGAAGCUGAGGAACUGGUCCGAGGCUGAGCUCGAGUGUCAGUCAUAUGGAAACGGAGCCCACUUGGCAUCUGUCCUGAGUUUAAAGGAAGCCAGCACCAUAGCAAAGUACAUAGGUGCCUAUCAAAGAAACAAGCCGGUGUGGAUUGGCCUGCAUGACCCGCAGAAGAAGCAUCGAUGGCAGUGGGUCGAUGGAGCCAUGUCUAUUUACAAAUCCUUGUCUGGCGAGUCCGUGGGUGAGAACAAGUACUGUGCUGAGAUGGAUGCCAAGACCAAUUUUUUAACUUGGACCAGCAAAGAAUGCAACGAGCGCCAACACUUCCUGUGCAAGUACCAACCCUAGAGCAAGAAUCCAGAUCCUUCCAACCCUGGCUCAAGGCCCUUUCUUCUUCCUUCUCUGCCAUGAUGCCUAUCUGAUCAUUGUCUCGAAGAGUAAACAUAGCAACUAAGA
Molecule: messenger RNA, 731 nt
Organism: Capra hircus (goat)
Lineage: Eukaryota; Metazoa; Chordata; Mammalia; Artiodactyla; Bovidae
Gene: REG4
Product: regenerating family member 4
Exons: 6
Coding region: 147-623 (158 amino acids)
Molecular function (GO): signaling receptor activity; mannan binding
Source: RefSeq, a predicted model, not a curated record